Molecule: messenger RNA, 1476 nt
Organism: Peromyscus eremicus (cactus mouse)
Lineage: Eukaryota; Metazoa; Chordata; Mammalia; Rodentia; Cricetidae
Gene: Prelid3b
Product: PRELI domain containing 3B
Exons: 6
Coding region: 133-720 (195 amino acids)
Biological process (GO): phospholipid transport
Cellular component (GO): mitochondrial intermembrane space
Molecular function (GO): phosphatidic acid transfer activity
Source: RefSeq, a predicted model, not a curated record
GGGCGCCUUCGCGCUGGGCCCGACGGCGCCUGCGCGCUGCGAGGCCGGCCGGCCGGGACGGGGCGGGGCCGGUGAACUUCUGUGCCUCAUCGUCCCGGGACGCCGCGGGACACCGGGCAGGCGGCUGGCACCAUGAAGAUCUGGACUUCGGAGCACGUCUUUGACCACCCAUGGGAAAUGGUUACCACAGCUGCAAUGCAGAAAUACCCAAACCCCAUGAACCCAAGUGUGGUUGGCGUUGAUGUGUUAGACAGACAUGUCGAUCCCUCUGGAAAGCUGCACAGCCAUAGACUCCUCAGCACAGAGUGGGGCCUGCCUUCCAUUGUGAAGUCCCUUAUUGGUGCCGCAAGAACAAAAACGUACGUGCAAGAGCAUUCUGUAGUUGACCCGGUAAGAAAGACAAUGGAGCUCAAGUCCACUAACAUCUCAUUUACAAAUAUGGUCUCCGUAGACGAGAGGCUCACAUACAGGCCGCACCCCCAGGACCCAGAGAAAACUGUCCUGACCCAGGAAGCCAUCAUCACUGUGAAAGGGGUCAGCCUCAGCAGCUACCUUGAAGGACUCAUGGCAAGCACCAUAUCUUCCAACGCUAACAAAGGCCGAGAGGCAAUGGAAUGGGUGAUACACAAACUGAACGCCGAAAUUGAAGAAUUGACAGCAUCAGCAAGAGGAAGCAUAAGGACACCAAUGGCGGCCGCAGCAGCGUUGGUAGAAAAAUGACAAUGGAAAUUGGUGUGCAGCUACAGGGCCCCCAGGACUCUUCAGGCUGACAUCAUAUUUAUUUGUUAUUUAAAAGAUACUGCUAUUUUAGGUAGAUCUUUUUUUUUUCUUUUUUUUUUUUUUAAUGAGCUGGGGUAAGGCUGUGACUUUUGAUCAAAAGAUGGAGAGCUUCUAAAUCAAAGUGAUCGUCUGUGGUGGGAGGGCUUGAGGGAACUGACUAGAGGAGAGUCUUGUGUCCAUGUGAACAAUUAACGAGUUGGUUUGUUGUUGUUUAAGUACUUAGAAGAAAGCCAUGUUGAUCAAGUCUCCUUAGGGAGAAUCUUAGAGCCUUUUAGGUACGAGAAAACUACCUGGCUGCGGACCAACCAGAACACAGUCCAUCUGCCCUGGCGUCUACAGAUGCGGUGAACUAGAACCACCUGCAUGAGGAACUCCCUUUAAAAAGAGAAAUUGUAUAAUUUCAAAUGACAUUAAUUUGUAUAAAAUAACUUGCCCUGUUGGAAACCAGUGUUUGGAUUUGGAUUUAAAUGAUAUUUUUGGAGUGAAAAUUAUCACUAAGGUAAUCUCUGACUCCAGCAAAAAUAGUAUUUUAUUGUAUUAACGGGUACUGUAUUGAUUUGCCAAAGUUUUGUGACUUAGUAAAGGCAUUCCCUUCUUGAAUUUGUACUUUGUGAUUUGCAUGCUGUACUGUGGGCUGGUUAUGUUAACUGAGAAAAUAAAGUCAUUACCUGAGUGUCGCAUCACUCUUAAACAGAA